AUGUCGAACUAUUCUUCGCUAUCUCGAGUACUUUCGCCGUUCCGGGUACAAACUAAAUUUGAGGAAAAUUCCCUACCUGCUAGAUCUAACGUUGUAUCCAUAAGAUAUACCAUGGCAUAUUAUUUUGUUCUAGGUGAAGUUCCCGUUAAAAGGACACUUGAUUUUGUCGAGUUCGAUUCCUCAGAACUCGUUAUGAAACUUAGGCAUGCUAUCUAUGAUAAGAAGAAGAACACCUUUUCUAAACAUAAUGUUGACGAAAGCAACCUCAUAUUAUGGAAAGUCGAUAUCCCUUUCGACAAAGACAAUGUUAAGUUGCAAAUGCUUGAUGACACGACACGUACAAUUAACGUUGAACAAGAACUCGAAGGAAAGGAGAUGUUUUCAAGAGACCCAAUUUCAGUCCAUUUAGAACACUUUGAUGAAACACGACACUCGAUCCACGUAAUUGUCCAACCAUCACCACCGCCCGCCACCACUGGGAAGAGAAUAUGGGAUUUGGAUGAUGGUAAUGAAGACCGACACCGAAAAAAAGUGAAACCAUCAGUUCCGGAGGCAAUUCUUGCUCGUGCUAAAAAAAUCAUGGAGGAUAUAAAGAAACUUCCAGAGAAUCCCGAAGAUUACUCAAACCCUAAAAAGUUCCUUUCAUUGCCAUUUCCAUUCCUUGGCGAACGAAAACCAGUAGAGAGAUUCUCUAUUAAUGAUGAUGAUCAGUUUAUGUACAUGGGAAGAAAGGCAUUUGUCAAAGUUCUAAACACUAUUGACGAACUUAAACGUGGGUGUGGUUUUAUGGAUUGCUUCAUUUAUGGCACUAUGGGAUAUGGGAAGUCAUAUAUCCUUGCAACGAUAGCAUGUUUUCUUUUUAGAACUGGAAAGCGCGUAGUGUACCUUCCCGAUUGCCGUGAAUUAGCUAGGGACACAAAAGAUUACGUUAAAUCUGCCUUAUAUCUCGCCUAUGAAAACAAUAGUGACAAAAUUAACAAAAUAUAUACCUGUGAAACGCUUGAUGAAAUAGUAAAGUUCUGUAAGGAAGAAUCAGAACUGCUGUACAUUGUUGUAGAUCAGAUGAAUGCUUUAGAUAGUCAUAACAAUACUGAAAUUGAUGAAACAAUUAAGCGACAAACUAUAGCAUUCCUCAAUCAAAUAACCACAAAACAUUAUUAUAUUAAGAGUUCAUCAGCAAACAACACAUCGGCACUACGUCUUGCACUAAAACAAGCUAACGAGAAAAAGAUUGAACUUUAUGGAGGAUUUGAUGAGGAUGAGAUAUUGCAAUGGUGGAUUAAAAAUAUUUCCAAUCUGCCAUCAAUGGAUGACGAGCAAAAGAAGCAAAUCGAAUAUAUCACCGGACGAAAUCCACUCUUUUUGAGCUUUAUUCUAGACUCCAAGAAAGAUUUUGAUGAUACAUUGGAUUGCUUAAAUCAACUACUUGCAGAUAAGAUACAAGAGCCAAUGACGAACUUUUCAGAGAUUAUAUCAAGAGACGAAAGAUGGGAUCUUCACGUCAAAUUAAUGUCAUUGUGCUUGACAAGUGGUUAUACUCCUUUUGGCUAUGGAACUGACGAUUAUGACCAUCGCUUCUUCUAUAUUGAUAAUAAUAAAUGCUGUCACUGUUCGUCUGGAUUUGUACGUGAUUGCAUGGCUGAUUAUCUAUUUGAGAAGGGUAGGUUAGAAGUAUUUACAAAUCCAAGUUGGAUCCAAUGUAUAAAGGAGUUUAAGAAUAAUCCUUCGGUAAUGGGAUUCAUGGUGGAGAAAGCAUGCCUUUCAAGUAUUGUUAAGAAUGGAUUUAUAGCAAAUGUGAUAAAUUUUAAGCCUGAUAAUUACAAAUUUUUUACCAGUAUACAAGAAAUCAAUUUUUCUAUGAAUGAAGGACCAUGCACAUUUUAUUUACCACGUCGCUGGAACCAAAAGUCAAUCGAUGGAUUAAUAACCCUUCACAAACUGCAGAACAAAAAAGAAAAAGUUGAUAAAGACACAUUGUAUAUUGUUCCGAUUCAAAUUACCUUUGAUAAAGAAACGCAUUCAGAUUCCGAAGCAUCUUUUUUCUCUGGGAUUUGGCCAGGAUUAAAAUCAAAGAUGUUAGGUGACUUGAAAGUGGAAGUAAUAUUCAUUUGGAUUACACGCGAAAAUGAUGUGGAUUAUUUUGUUGAAGCUAACGAGAAAAUGUUAAAGGGAAGGAUGAUUGAAAUUAAUCCACAGUACACAUCGAUAGUUACGACAUUUAAGAGUAUCAACGUUGAGCUUGAGAAUAUUCUAUCGUAUUAG
Funneliformis geosporum is the source of this 2262-nucleotide messenger RNA. The record is from the annotation of a GenBank genome assembly. Lineage: Eukaryota; Fungi; Glomeromycota; Glomeromycetes; Glomerales; Glomeraceae.